This is a messenger RNA of Aricia agestis (brown argus), 674 nucleotides long. It is a transcript of the gene Mnat9, whose product is annotated as N-acetyltransferase 9. The transcript has 4 exons. NCBI's taxonomy places the organism in Eukaryota, Metazoa, Arthropoda, Insecta, Lepidoptera, Lycaenidae. Gene Ontology annotation, molecular function: N-acetyltransferase activity. The record is from RefSeq and is a predicted model, not a curated record. Bases 86 to 667 code for a protein of 193 amino acids. Gene Ontology annotation, biological process: protein acetylation.
AACAAUAUUUGCGACAUAUUAAAUUAAUUUUAAUAUCAAUUUAUUUACUUGACGUCAGUAAAUAAGUCCAACGGAAACAGUUACGAUGAAAAUUAAUAGCCGAACUAAGAUUGUGGGAGAAAAUGUUUUAUUGGUUCCAUAUGAAGCUGUUCAUGUGCCUAAGUACCAUGGAUGGAUGAAGUCAAAAGAGCUACAAGAACUUACUGCAUCUGAGGAGCUAACUUUAGAACAAGAAUAUCAAAUGCAGGCUUCUUGGAGAGAAGAUGAAGAUAAAUGUACAUUCAUAAUUCUGGAAAAAUCUGUUUAUGAUGAGACCAAAGAUGAAGUAGAAUCAAUGAUAGGAGACACAAACAUAUUUUUGGUGGACAAUCUUGUUGGAGAAAUAGAAAUUAUGAUUGCGGAAACUGCAGCAAGACGGAAAAGAUGUGGUUGGGAAUCAGUUAUAAUGAUGUUACUUUAUGGUAUUCAAUUUAUUAAUAUAAAGGAAUAUGUAGCAAAGAUAUCCAUGAACAAUAGCAAAAGCAUUGAUUUUUUUACAAAAUUAGGUUUUGAAGAAGAAUCUAGAAGUGAGAUUUUUAAAGAAAUCACUUUUAAAAAACUAGUCAAUGAACAGUGGACCAGUUGGUUGAGGGAACAAGUAAAAAAAAUUGAAAUAAAAAACUAUUAGAAUUUUA